Messenger RNA from Metarhizium album ARSEF 1941, 1176 nucleotides. RefSeq names its product Major facilitator superfamily domain, general substrate transporter. The record is from RefSeq and is a predicted model, not a curated record. The transcript has 2 exons. The coding region runs from base 1 to 1176 and encodes 391 amino acids. Gene Ontology annotation, molecular function: transmembrane transporter activity. Gene Ontology annotation, biological process: transmembrane transport. Lineage: Eukaryota; Fungi; Ascomycota; Sordariomycetes; Hypocreales; Clavicipitaceae.
AUGAUGGACACGUCCAUUGUCGCGACGUCGCUCUACGCCGUGGGCACCGAGUUCCGCGAUCUCGACAACGUCAACUGGGUUGCCCUGUCCUACACCCUCGCCUACAUGGGCUGCGCCGUCGUCUUCUCGCGCGUCUCGGACAUCGCAGGCCGCCGGGAUGCCUUUGUGCUCGCGUCCGUUGUCUUCGUGGCCUUUUCGCUGGCGUGCGGCUUCGCCCGCAGCUUGCACCAGCUCAUUGCCUUCCGCGCCCUCCAGGGCGUCGGCGGCUCGGGCCUGUACUCCUUGUCCAUGGUCAUGCUGCCGGAGCUGAGCCCGGUGCGUCUGCGGCAGUACAUCGCGGCCAUGGUCGGCGUGGUCGUCGCCGUGGCGGGCGUGUUGGGCCCCGUGCUGGGCGGCGUGCUGACGAGCUACGCCACUUGGAGAUGGGUCUUCUGGAUCAAUGGCCCUGUUGGUGCGGCUUCGCUGGCCACGUUUGUCAUCAGCUGGCCCGACGAGAGAUACCUCGGGCGUCGUGGAAAGCACUCGUGGAAACAGCUCGACUACCCGGGGGCCUUUCUCACCGUCGCCGCCGCCGUUCUCGUCGUCUUUUCUUUCCAGAAUGCAGGCCAGGCACGCGGUAACGCGCCUCGACAAGGCGACGACUGGGGCUCGGCCGUCUUCGUCGCGCCCCUUGUCGUCGGCGUCGUGUGCUGGGCGGCCCUGAUACUCUGGGAAUACGCCGUCCAGACCCGCCUGUCCAAGCGGUUCGUCCCGGUCCUCCCGCUGAGCAUCUUCCGCAGCGGCGUGUACGCCUCGGGGGUGAUCAACACGCUCCUCCUGGGGCUCCCGUUCCUGCUUUUGAUCUACGUCGUCCCGCUGGGGAUCCAGAUUGCUGGGGGCAAAUCCGCCCUCGUGGCCGGCAUUAUGCUGUUGCCAAUGCUGGUCGCUGUCGCUGUGGGCAGCAUCGUCAGCGGCGCAGUCAACUCGAGAAAGUCGGCCAUUACGGAAACGCUGCUAGCAGGGUCAUGCUUGAUGUCGCUGGGCUGUGGGUUGUUGACGACCUUGUCCACGCACGAGCUCGACAGCGCCAAGCUCCUGGGCUUCAUCACGCUCUGCGGCAUGGGCUUCGGCCUCACCGUGUCAUCCAGCACAAUGAUUGUAUCCAUCAAGGUUGCGCCAAAGGAUUACGGCAAGUAG